Pelodiscus sinensis (Chinese soft-shelled turtle) is the source of this 1128-nucleotide messenger RNA. The record is from RefSeq and is a predicted model, not a curated record. Lineage: Eukaryota; Metazoa; Chordata; Testudines; Trionychidae.
UCUGCAUUUAUGUUAAAAUACCUUUAUCUUUAGGGUGGAAAAAUAUCGCCCUCAGACAUUGAACGACCUAAUUUCACACCAGGACAUUCUGAGCACGAUUCAGAAGUUUAUCAGCGAAGAUCGCCUGCCUCACCUUCUCUUCUAUGGACCACCGGGGACGGGCAAGACCUCCACAAUUCUGGCCUGUGCUAAACAGCUCUACAAAAACAAAGAAUUCAACUCCAUGGUUUUAGAGCUGAAUGCUUCAGAUGACAGAGGAAUUGAUGUAGUCAGAGGUCCUAUCCUGAGUUUUGCCAGUACAAGGACAAUCUUUAAGAAGGGUUUUAAGCUUGUCAUCCUGGAUGAAGCCGACGCCAUGACCCAAGAUGCCCAGAAUGCCCUACGGCGAGUGAUUGAGAAAUUCACCGAGAACACCAGGUUUUGCCUGAUCUGUAACUACCUCUCCAAGAUCAUCCCUGCCUUGCAGUCCAGAUGCACACGGUUCCGGUUUGGUCCCCUGACUCCAGAGCUCAUGGUUCCCAGGCUGCAGCAUGUCAUCGAGGAAGAGAUGGUUGACGUAAGUGACGACGGGAUGAAAGCACUGGUGACCCUCUCCAGUGGCGACAUGCGCAGAGCACUGAAUAUUUUGCAGAGCACUACCAUGGCCUUCGAGAAAGUGACCGAGGACACUGUGUACACGUGCACUGGACACCCCCUGAAGUCUGACAUCGCCAACAUUCUCGACUGGAUGCUGAACCAGGACUUCACCACCGCCUACAAAAAAAUCAUGGAGCUAAAGACGCUGAAAGGUUUGGCUCUGCAUGACAUCCUGACAGAGAUCCACUUGUUUGUGCACCGAGUGGACUUUCCUCCUUCUGUGCGAAUCCAACUACUGAUCAAAAUGGCAGACAUCGAGUGUUUUAGCAGAGGUGGGAGCAUAAUUGUGUAUUUCCAGAAACAACUAGUGAUAUUUGUUAAACAAGAUUUUGCCCAGCUUGCGAUUCAGCUAAGCUCCCUUAUUGCUGCUUUCCAGAUCACCAGGGACUUGAUUGUAGCUGAAGCUUAGGUCCAGUGGCUUCCAUGGAAGCACAAUUUACACCCCCAUCUUCCCUCUCCCUCCCAAGAAAUAAAAGAAUGUCCUUGUCUGAA